ACAAAGAAAAACGAUAGAUACGAAGAAAACAAACAGAAAAUGAUCAUCUAGAUGUUUUUCUAAAGAAGUGAAGAAGCUAAAUUUUUGGAGAAUAUAAAUGCAAAAAACAAAAUCUCAAAUGUUUAGUAUUCCUUGAACAUUUUUGCUGGCAAUCGAUAAACAAGGUGGAGCAGUUAAGAGAGUAAUCACGUUUCUCUAAGAAGUUGAUCGCCAUGAGUUGUACUUCUGAAAUUGAUUUCUAAGAAAUUGAGCGCCAUGGAUUCUUCUUCUGAAAUUGGUGCAUCGAUUAUCGAAGCUGGUGAAAGUGGAGACCUUUACCAACUUAAGGCAAUUAGAAACAAGUUUGCUGAUGAGUGGGAGUUCCGCAAGAUAUGCGAUCAAUAUAGCGAUUUCUCCACUGGCCGGAAUGUCUUGCAUCACGCGGUUGGAAUCGGACAUUUUGAUGUUUGCAAAUUCUUGAUAAACACCGUCAGAGUUGAUAUUGAUGUCUUGACUUACAAGAGGGAUACUCCUCUGGCAGAAGCUGCCAAAAGGGGACAUGUCAAAAUUGUGGAGUUUCUCGUCAAACAUGGUGCUGAAAUUAGUCUUGCAAAUAUUGAGGGAUUCACUCCGUUGCACUAUGCUGCUCUAAACAAUAAUAAGGAGCUUGUGGAAUUGUUGCUGAUAAAAGGUGCUCCUAUAGAGACAGAUUCUGCAUACGGAACACCUUUACAAGCUGCUGCUUCUCGUGGAAAUGCUGAGGCUGUCGAGUCUCUCUUGUCUCAUGGCGCAAACCCAAAUUUUUCUUGUGCAGUUGUGGACACCCCUCUUGUAUGUGCAGUCAAGUCUCGUUCAUUUGAAUGCCUGAAAUUGCUGCUUGAGGGUAAAGCAGACCCAAAUUUUUAUGUCGCUGGAUUAAGUCCUAUGCAAUGUGCUGCAAAAGAAAGCGACACAAAAUUUCUUGAGUAUUUGCUUAAAGCUAAAGGAGAUCCAAAUUCAUCUGACAAAGAUAUACAUAAACCGAUUGAGGAAGCUGCUUUGGUGCAUAAUCGUGCAGCUGUGGAGAUUUUGUUUCCAGUGGCUGACCGGCUUGCACAUUAUCCGAGUUGGACUGUUGAUGGCAUAAUCGAGUACACUCAUACUGAAGAAUAUAAAAACAUGAGUGAGGCGAAAUUGACAAAGCGCUUGAGUGCAAUAGACUUCGGAGGGUUGCUUGAUGCUGGCAACAAGAAUUACUACCGAGCAAUCUUUCAUUAUAGAAUGGCUUCUCAUCUUGAUCCAUCUAACGCCACAUGGGUAUCGACGCGAAGCAUGUGGGAAGCACGCACGCAUAAAAGCAUUAAUGCUCUGUUAGAUGCUCAGCAAUGCUUUAGGGUCAAGCCAGACUGCCCCGUCCCUUACCACAGAGGAGACAAUGCUGCUGCAGCGAACGAGAUAUUCAAGAAAUUCCUCAAGGCAGGGCUCGCCUUCUCGUUGGAUCCUUACACAAGGAAAAAGUGUCAUGCAUUUAGAAUUACUAUGUUCGAUUACUUUGGCUGGUUGAGUCAGAUGAGCAGCGCCGAAGAGAUUUUGAGUUUUAGCUGUGAUGAUUAACACCGUAGUAGAUUUUGAGUUUUAGCUGAGAUUUUGAAUUUCCCCAUUUUUUGGAGUAGAUUUUGAAUUGCAUCAUAUUAA
Salvia splendens (bonfire salvia) is the source of this 1653-nucleotide messenger RNA. RefSeq names its product ankyrin-1-like. Bases 256 to 1572 code for a protein of 438 amino acids. The record is from RefSeq and is a predicted model, not a curated record. Gene Ontology annotation, molecular function: protein binding. The transcript has 13 exons. NCBI's taxonomy places the organism in Eukaryota, Viridiplantae, Streptophyta, Magnoliopsida, Lamiales, Lamiaceae.